Molecule: messenger RNA, 594 nt
Organism: Cooperia oncophora
Lineage: Eukaryota; Metazoa; Nematoda; Chromadorea; Rhabditida; Trichostrongylidae
Source: the annotation of a GenBank genome assembly
GGAAAAUUCAAAUGCUCUCAGUACUGGCCACAUGACAAAGGUGAAGUCUACUCCGUUGGUGAAGGAGAAGGGAGGAUAACAGUCACCAAUCUUGAUGUUCGACCAAUGUCGGAAGAGGACAACUUCGUGAGAGUGUGUCGCCUGAAAUUGGACUUUCUACAGAAUGGACGACCAGCAUCGCAGAUGGUCAUGCACUAUCAAUGGGAAAAUUGGCCUGAUCGGGGAGUGCCACCUACACGACUUACUGCUACGAAUCUACUCUCUGAGGUGCGUGGUACGACAAAACCAAUUUUGCGGUGGCAUUGCCCUCAGCUGGAAUCGGGAACUGGAACGAUUGUGGCAAUCGCAUACGUGCAGGAAAAAAUGCAACACGGGCAAAACUGUAUGGAUAUGGACGCACUAACGAAAGAAUUGCGAACUCAACGGCCUUACUCAAUUCAAAACGAAUUCCAGUACAUUUAUUUACACCGCGUGUUGUUGGCUUAUUUUCUUGAGAAGUAUCGCGAGCGUUUCGCACACAUAUUGGCUGGAGAAGGUGAAGCAAAGUACGCGAAAUGGCUUGAGGACUACAAAGCGCUUACUGGAUGUGAUUGA